CCGAAACAAAAGCAUUUCUGUUUUGAGUUUCUUGAUGCGGUUUGGGCCGGCUACGCGCUCGGCCGCCGCCUUCAAACCCCGUGUCUCCCUCACCUCCGACGCCGGUCUCCGCCAUCUCCACCACCCCGUCCUCUCCCGCCUCCCGACCUCCCCUUCCCUUCCCCACCUCCUCCAAGCCCACGCCCGGCUCCUCGUCCUCGGCCUCGCGGCGCACCGCGCCUCCCUCGCCCACCUCCUUGCCCUCUGCGCCGCCCUGUCCCCCCCGGCACCCCCGCGCUACUUCCGCCUCCUGUACGCCGCCAUCGCCCGCCCCAACGUCUUCGCCAGCAACAACCUCCUCCGCUGUCUCGCCCGCUCCGACUGCGACGCCGCUCGCGAUGCCCUCCCCUUCUACGCCCACAUGCGCCGCGCCGGGAUCCCGACGAACAACUACACUUUCCCCUUCGUCCUCCAGGCGUGCAGCCACGACCCAGUGUUCGUUGAAGGCACCCAGGUCCAUAGCCACGCGGUGAAGUGUGGGCUUGAGGAAGAUUUGUACGUAAGGAACGCGUUCAUAAGCUUCUACAGCUCGUGCGGUGAACUGAACCAUGCAAGAAGAGUUUUUGAUGAGUUUCCAGGGCAGCGGGAUCUGGUUUCUUGGAAUGCAAUACUAGCCGGGUAUGCUCGGGCGGGGGGGACGGAUGUUGCACAGGAGCUGUUCGAUAGAAUGCCUGAGAGGGACCCAAUUUCUUGGAGCACCAUGAUCAUGGGCUACGUUCAAAGCGGAGCCUUGGAGAAGGGAUUGGAGUUGUUCAGGGAGCUGGUCGGAAAGGGAUUGACGGUAAAUGAGGCUACUUUGGUGACCGUCCUCUCGGCAUCGGCACAACUGGGACUGCUCGAGGUAGGCCAAUUCAUCCACUCCACCAUUAGAUCCAUGGAUUUCCCGUUCACUCUCGCUCUUGGCACAGCGUUGGUGGACAUGUAUGCAAAAUGUGGGUGCAUCGAGCUGUCAAGGCACACAUUUGAUGAGAUGAAGCAAAGGAAUGUGUUUGCUUGGAAUGCUAUGAUUUGUGGAUUGGCCACGCAUGGAUUAGGGAAGGAAACACUCGAGCUGUUUCAACGAUUUCUAGGUGAAGGACUACGCCCCACAGGUGUGACCUUCGUCGGGGUUCUAAAUGCAUGCAGCCGUGCCGGUUUGGUUGCAGAAGGCCGUCGGUGUUUCAAGCUCAUGAUAGAAGAGUAUGGUAUUGAGCCAGAGAUGGAACACUACGGUUGCAUUGUGGAUCUUUUGGGUCGUGCAGGUCUCGUGCAUGAAGCUUAUGAAUUGAUCCAAGGAAUGAGCAUGGCACCUGAUCCUGUACUGUGGGGAAUUUUGUUGGGGGCGUGCAAAGUGCACGGAUUGGUGGAUUUGGGUGUGAGCAUAGGGAACAAAUUGAUUGAGUUAGAACCAGAACACGAUGGGCAUUAUGUUCUUCUUGCUGGUGUGUAUGCCAAGGCAAAUAGAUGGGAGGAUGUUGCCAAGGUCAGGCGAUUGAUGGCUCACCGAGGAACCAAUAAGGUUGCUGGUUGGAGCUUGAUGGAGGUCCAUGGAACAGUGCAUAAGUUCGUGGCAGGAGAUAAGGAGCAUAAAGACUCUGUAGAGAUCCACAAGACACUGGAGAUGGUCAUUAUGAGAUUGACAGAAGCUGGUUAUUCACCGGAUGUGUCUGCUGUGCUGCAUGAUAUCGGUGAUGAGGAGAAGGUUCAUGUGAUGAAGGAGCACAGUGAAAGAUUGGCCAUUGCGUUUGGGUUGAUGGUGGUGGAGAGAGGUCGUCCCAUUCGCAUUGUGAAGAACUUGAGGGUUUGUGGGGACUGUCAUGAGUUCAGCAAGAUGGCGACGAAGGUGUUUGGGAGGGAGAUUGUGGUGAGGGAUGGGAGUAGGUUUCACCAUUUGAAGGAAGGCAAGUGUUCCUGCUUUGAUUACUGGUGAGAGAGAGACAUAGAGAGAGGAAUGGAUGGGUCUAACAUACUUUGAUGAAGCUGAUGUGCAAUUUGAUUCUCAGCAUGUUAAGGUUAUAUCUCGAGUCUCUGUCGCAUUGGUAUUUAUUCCAUGACCAAGUCAGUCAAUAUGAGCUCCUUUAAGAUCGGAAGAAAGCAUUGAGUUGAGGGUA
Messenger RNA from Musa acuminata AAA Group (dessert banana), 2129 nucleotides. Its product is annotated as pentatricopeptide repeat-containing protein At3g62890-like. Bases 35 to 1948 code for a protein of 637 amino acids. Gene Ontology annotation, biological process: RNA modification. Gene Ontology annotation, cellular component: intracellular membrane-bounded organelle. Gene Ontology annotation, molecular function: zinc ion binding; RNA binding; protein binding. Lineage: Eukaryota; Viridiplantae; Streptophyta; Magnoliopsida; Zingiberales; Musaceae. The record is from RefSeq and is a predicted model, not a curated record. The transcript has a single exon.